AUGGAUUAUGUCAAUAAAUUUUCACUGCUCUCAAGCAUUCAAUGCUCGUAACCAGUAUUCUCAAUUACAUUGAACAGAACUAAGUAUCAGCAUUUUCUCUUUAAUAAAGACUACUUAACUCAAGACGAGGUAUAUCUGCUUUUAAAUUCUGAAUAAGAUCUCGCCAAGAUCAUUGAAUCAGACAUAAGUAAUUUACUAGAUAAAGACUAGCAAUAACUCUAAACAAAGUAAGAUCUUAAGGAUAAUUGGAUGCUGAAUUCAGUUUUUAAUGAUACCAAUCAAUUCUUGCAAAUAGCAAUACACUAUCUAGAUUAGCCUAUAAUAUAAAGAUAAUAGUAACUCUACUAUUUCAUUUAGUAUUUAAUUGACAAUCAAGACAAUUUGAUGAAGUAUUUUUAGAAACCUCUCUCUAUCAAGACAACUCUGAGAAUAAUACAAGGUCACUUGAAUACUCUCAAAUGGGAGUAAUAUAUUUUGGAUUCGCUAGGCUUAGAGGAUAUUAGAGAUAAAAAGUAGAUUAAAUAGCAACAAUCAAGAGAUUAAUAAGAUAUAAUGGCCUUAUUUGAUUAGAAAUAAUUUGGAUAUCCAAUACUUAUGAGAUUUAAGAUAUCUAAUGAGCUUAAAGAAUUUGAUAAGAUUAUUUGGUCAUUGUAUAGAAUGGCUGAAGUUAAUAGCAAAAAGUUAACAUUACAUAAAUAGCUUGAGGGGAUUUUAUUAAAUAUUCUAAUGAUUAUUAAACGAAAAUCUUAGGAGACAAACGAUGAAAUGCUUUUGUUAGACUUGAUUCAGAAAAUAGUAGAACAAGAAAGUAAAUCAAAUAUAAAACUUUCUAAUAAGGCUUUGAGAUUCGACAUAAAUUGA
This is a messenger RNA of Stylonychia lemnae, 861 nucleotides long. NCBI's taxonomy places the organism in Eukaryota, Ciliophora, Spirotrichea, Sporadotrichida, Oxytrichidae. The record is from the annotation of a GenBank genome assembly.